Lepus europaeus (European hare) is the source of this 3057-nucleotide messenger RNA. Its product is annotated as protein diaphanous homolog 1. The record is from RefSeq and is a predicted model, not a curated record. The transcript has 10 exons. Lineage: Eukaryota; Metazoa; Chordata; Mammalia; Lagomorpha; Leporidae. Gene Ontology annotation, molecular function: actin binding; microtubule binding. Gene Ontology annotation, biological process: actin filament polymerization. The coding region runs from base 151 to 1365 and encodes 404 amino acids. Gene Ontology annotation, cellular component: actin filament; cytoplasm.
CAUGUUUUUCUCAUCUUUCCCUUGCUAGCCAAGAAGGAUCAGGAAGGUGGAGAAGAAAAGAAAUCUGUGCAAAAGAAAAAAGUAAAAGAGUUAAAGGUGCUGGACUCAAAGACGGCGCAGAAUCUCUCAAUCUUUCUGGGGUCCUUCCGCAUGCCCUAUCAAGAGAUUAAGAAUGUCAUCCUGGAGGUGAAUGAAGCUGUUCUGACCGAAUCCAUGAUCCAGAACCUCAUUAAGCAGAUGCCAGAGCCAGAGCAGUUAAAAAUGCUUUCUGAACUCAAGGAUGAAUAUGAUGACCUAGCCGAGUCAGAGCAGUUUGGCGUGGUGAUGGGCACUGUGCCCCGUCUGCGGCCUCGCCUCAAUGCCAUCCUCUUCAAACUACAAUUCAAUGAGCAAGUGGAGAAUAUCAAGCCAGAGAUCGUGUCUGUCACUGCUGCCUGCGAAGAGCUGCGCAAGAGCGAGAGCUUCUCCAGCCUUCUGGAGAUAACCCUGCUGGUCGGGAACUACAUGAAUGCUGGCUCGAGGAAUGCCGGUGCUUUCGGCUUCAAUAUCAGCUUCCUGUGUAAGCUUCGGGACACCAAGUCUGCAGAUCAGAAGAUGACACUGCUGCACUUCCUGGCCGAGCUGUGCGAGAAUGACUAUCCCGAUGUUCUCAAGUUUCCAGACGAGCUUGCCCACGUGGAGAAAGCCAGUCGAGUUUCUGCUGAGAACUUGCAAAAGAACCUGGAUCAGAUGAAGAAACAGAUUUCUGACGUGGAACGCGAUGUGCAGAAUUUCCCAGCUGCUACAGAUGAAAAGGACAAGUUUGUUGAGAAAAUGACGAGCUUCGUGAAGGAGGCCCAAGAGCAGUAUAACAAGCUGCGGAUGAUGCAUUCCAACAUGGAGACCCUCUUUAAAGAGCUAGGCGACUACUUCCUCUUUGACCCCAAGAAGCUGUCUGUGGAGGAAUUCUUCAUGGAUCUGCACAACUUUAGGAAUAUGUUUCUGCAAGCAGUCAAGGAGAACCAGAAGCGGCGGGAGACAGAAGAGAAGAUGCGGCGCGCGAAACUCGCCAAGGAGAAAGCAGAGAAGGAGCGGCUGGAGAAGCAGCAGAAGAGGGAGCAGCUCAUAGACAUGAAUGCAGAGGGCGAUGAGACAGGUGUCAUGGACAGCCUUCUAGAAGCCCUGCAGUCUGGGGCAGCGUUCCGACGGAAGAGAGGACCCCGGCAGGGCAAUAGGAAGACGGGGUGUGCAGUCACAUCUCUCCUGGCUUCCGAGCUGACCAAGGAUGAUGCCAUGACUGCUGUUCCUGUCAAGAUACCCAAGACCAGCGAAGGAGCCCUCGCACUCCACGAGGAAGCCAAGGAGUUGGUUGGCCGUGCAAGCUAAGCCGGGUCAUGUGGCCACAGCAGCUCCUGGAGGGAGCCCCAGACUGCCCUGCCCUGCAGCAUGUGCCUAAAGGAUCAAGGGGCUCAUUCCACUCGGUGGCCACCCCCACCACCCUGACCCUGUCUUUCUCUCUGGCCUGCUGCUCUCUGAACAUCACACACAGCUUCAGCUGCCUGGAGGCCAGAAGCCAAGGGCAGCAUGGGGGAGGCCUGAGCCCAACCCAGCCAGCCCUGGCUCUUGCAUUACCAAAGCAGGGUCUGUGUUCGCUGCCUUAACCCUGUGUCCUCGGCUACUCAGAGGGCUUUGUCUCAGAAAGGCCCAGCCUGCUUUCUGCCUGAUCUCCCCUAGGUCAAUCUUGCUCAUUUGUGUUUUUCUUCUGCGGUUUCUUUGGCCCUGAGAACAGCAUGGGGCUUAUGAACCUUUGGCUCGAUCACUCCCUUUCACUGCUAUCCUCUCUGCUCUUCUCUUCCCUCUCCUGGCUUUGGUUAUUUAUUACUUGUGGUAUGGCGCUGGGAAGUGGGGGACACAUCCCACCCUUACCCACCUGGGAAAGGCCUCCCACAACAGAAAGGAUCUGUUCCCAGGGUGGCCCUGGCCUCUGGCUGUGGGCGGGUUGGCAGGCAGGGCCUACCCCGGCCUUCUGCCCUCUGCCCUGCUGUGUGCCGUCACCUGUCCAGCCUCCAGGCUGCUGAGCCAAGGCUCCCCUCUCACCCCACCCCCAGAGCUUGCUGCAUCCCAUGUGGAGUAUGGGCUGCAGUAUGACCAUCCCAACACCUAACCCACCCUUCUGUCUCCAAGGAAACGGGAGGUGGAGCCUCCUGGCUAAGAAAUUGUUUUGCAAAUGGAUCUAUUUUUGUAUGGAAAAAAAAAAAGGUGUUUUUUAAAGAACAACAACUCUUCCCUUCCCCUUUGCCCUCUGUAAGAGGCUUUGAUGGCAGGUUCCAGACUUCUGGGGUUUCUUCCCACAAGCCUCAAGCUGACCUGAGUCUUGGCCUCGGCAUUCACCUCGCCCCUGAGGCCAAGGCAGAUUCCUCCUCCCAACAUGAGUUCUGGGGCAAGAGGAGCCUCUCAUCUGGAUAAACUGGGCCAAGCCUAAGCGCAGCAGGCGCUGGGAGACGGCCGUGUUUGACAAAUUUCAUCAAUUUAUCAAGUCACUGGGCAGAGGGGGUGCCCCUGCACACGGCACCCCCGUGCCCCUUCUCAGUAGUAGACACACUGAACUGCUUGGUGGCCCCAGCUUCAGGAAGCUCACCUGUGCCGGCUCAGGUGACACCUGUGCCCCUUUAGCUUCCCACCCCGCGAUAUGGGGGAGAACGGUACUGUUAAGGUUCAGCCCAGGGUUCAAGUUGUUGGAGCCAAGGGGAGCUCAGGAACCUGGAGGGGCCUGGCUGGCUGCCAGAGCCUGUGGCGGAAGGGGCAGUGGCAGCUCCUCCGAGCUUUCCUCUGCCAGACUGUGGUGCAGGGGGCCUGCUGCUCCCCUGGGUCACCCUCUUUUCCCUGCUAGCUCCCAUCUGGGGCGUUGACCCUUCCUUUUUUAAUCAACUUUUGCUAAGAUUGAUUUAAUAAAAAAAAAAAAAAAAAAGAGGGGAAACAAAAAGCAAACCUACUUCCCUCACCUCUGGGGCUUCUGGGAUGUCAUCACCGCCAGUUUGUUGGGUUUCCAACUGUUAAUAAAGCAUUGGAACAGCACGA